ACCCCAAUUAAAAUACACCAAACGUAUAAAAGGUUGAUUAACAAUUCAGAAAGCCAUAUCCUAUUUCCAAAUUUGUUUGUACUAGUAGAGAUUAUAAAAGACCAGUCAAGUAAUGUGACAGAACCGAACCGCCCGAGGCCCUGAGCCCCGUAGUAGACUGUAGAAUUCACGCCGUUGUCUGUAUAUCCGCACAUCGGAGGCAAAUUUCUUGAAUCAAUGGACGGCGACGAGGAAGAUUUCGUAUUCUACGGAACACCUAUAGAACGAGAAGAAGAUGUGACCAGCCGCAAGAAGAAGGCCGUCGCUGAGGCCUCUGGCCAGUUGCGAACCCUUGCCCCAUGGAAACAAGAGGUCACAGAUGAAGAGGGACGGAGGAGAUUUCAUGGGGCAUUUACUGGUGGCUUUUCCGCUGGAUACUACAAUACAGUUGGCUCUAAAGAGGGAUGGACUCCGCAGUCAUUUACGUCGUCCAGGAAAAACAGAGCUGAAUUCAAACAACAGAGUCUCUUUAACUUCUUGGAUGAUGAUGAGAAAGCUGAAAUGGAGGGUCGUCUGGGGACAUCGAUGCAGUAUGAUACAUUUGGAUUUACUGCUGCUGAAGUUGCUCGUAAACAAGCUGAGAAGGAGCAAAAUCAGAGGCCCUCUGCUAUACCUGGACCAGUUCCGGACGAAGUGGUACUUCCAGCGACAGAGUCCAUUGGGCUCAAAUUACUGCAGAAGAUGGGAUGGCGAUGUGGUCGCUCAAUUAAGGACUCACAUACUGAUUCCCUAUAUAAUGCUAGGAGAGAGGCAAGAAAAGCUUUUCUUGCAUUUUCUUUUGCUGAUGUCAACACACAACCUUUGCGCUCAGGGCUAGUUGAAGAUGCUGCUGAUAAUAUUGUGGAUCUACCAACUGAUGAUGGGAGUCAGUUUUCGAAGAGCACACCGGUUUAUGUGCUAAACCCAAAGGAGGACUUGCAUGGUUUAGGCUAUGAUCCUUACAAACAUGCUCCUGAGUUUAGAGAAAAGAAGAGGUCACGGAUGUCUAAGAGUAGGGAAAUCGGGCAUCGAGAACCUCUAGUCUUGAAGGAUAGCCUAUUUGGUUUCAAAUCAGGAAGGGUUGCUCCUGGAUUUGGUAUUGGGGCACUUGAAGAUCUUGAUGUUGAAGAUGAAGAUGUGUAUGCAUCAGGUUAUGACUUCGAAGAGACUUAUGUCGAGGAAGUUGAAGAGCCUUCAAGACCAAAGGUGGAGAAUCUGAAACUGUUGGACAGGAAGGCGCAUGAUGUUUUACCUGGUUUUAGUGCUGCUUCAAAGUCCGAUUAUCAGCUGGAAAGAUUUGAUCCUCCAGCGAUUCCACAGAAUUUUGUUCCCCAUCAUAAGUUUGCAGCUCCGCUUGACUUUGAUUACAAGACUUCAGAUCUCCCUCCCCCUGAUGUUCCUCCUCCAGAGGAUAAUAAUCUUAGAAUCUUGAUUGAAGGGUUGGCUACAUUAGUAGCUCGUUCCGGUAAAUUACUUGAGGACAUUUCUAGAGAGAAAAAUCAGUUCAACCCUUUAUUUGGUUUCCUGAAUGGAGGAAUGGGUCGUGACUAUUAUGCAAGGAAACUUUGGGAGGAGAGACAGAAACGUAAUGAUCAAGGCAAACAACAGGUGGAUGCAAAAAUGUCUCGGAAUGUGCAGAAGAUGACCGCGGAAAGCCGCGGUCAGAUAUUAGGAGAGAAGCCUAUCGAAAGAAGUUUGAGAGACGCAAAUACUGCUGGUAUAUCUGCUGAUGUGAUCAAUUUCCCAUCCAAUCUUUCAGAUACAUUUACUAAACCUGCUUCAGUGACUGAACUUCCUGAAGCUGCAAAGCCUUUCCAAGAUGAUCCUGCUAAGCAAGAAAGGUUCGAGCAGUUUCUGAAGGAAAAAUACCACGGAGGUCUUCGCCCUAAAGAUGGUGGUGGAGCAAGUAAUAUGUCAGAAGCUGCUCGUGCUCGUGAAAGGUUAGAAUUUGAAUCUGUAGCCGAGGCAAUAAAUAAAGGAAAAUUGGGAAAGGAAAGUGUUCCGCCUAAUGAGUUUUUCUCAAGUACGUUAGCUACUGCAGGAUUGCAAUUCACUUCUGGAGCUGAGCUACCUAAAUUUGGUAAAGAUGAUGGUUUAGCGGCAGCAAAAAUGUAUCCAAAACGGGAGAAAUUCCAGUGGCGACCUUCACCUCUUCUUUGCAAGCGCUUUGAUCUUAAUGACCCUUAUAUGGGCAAGCCACCCCCAGCUCCACGCUCGAGGAGCAAAUUGGACUCACUUGUAUUUUUGCCUGAUUCUGUUAAAGCUGCAAAGCUUGAAGAAGAUGAUGUUUCUGGGGAUAGGAUCGAAUCCUCUCUCCGAGUCCAGGAAGGCCGUAAAGAAGGAAAACUAAUGGUUGACCAGGAAAUUGAGGUUGAGACAGAACCAGAAAAUGUUGAAAGGCCUGUUGAUUUGUACAAGGCUAUAUUCUCUGAUGAUUCGGAUGAUGAAGCAGAAACUAGCAAUCAGAAUGUUGCAGAGUAUCCUCAAAAGAAGGUUGAAGCUGCUAAUACAACUUUAAAUCGCUUAAUAGCUGGUGACUUCUUAGAAUCAUUGGGCAAAGAACUAGGUUUGGAGGUUCCUGUCGAUAUGCCUUUGCCAGAAAACAAAACCAGUAACCCAGCUAAAAAGGAUGCUGUUCCGGUAGAUCUGGGAGCAAAGAGCAUUAACCAAACUGGUAAUGCAUCAUCCGCCUCCCACACUGUUGGUGCGGAUUUGUCAGAUCCAGUAUUGGCAGUAGGAAAUAGUAAUCAGAACAUCUCUCGAGAAGGUAGAUCUAGUAGAGAAGGAACUAUAGAUAUCAACUCUCAGAGAAAUGGUCGCGGAGGAAGUGUAACUGAAAGAUACGGGGAUGAUGUUGAAAAAAAUAGGUUUGAAAAGGAAACUCAAGCACAUAUACUUGCAAAAGCAAAAGGAGAUCAGCACCAAAAUAAGAGCAGCAGUUCAUCAGAAGAUGAAAUUGAUAGAAAGCGCAGGCGAGCUCACAGAAGCAGCAGUCCAGAUGGGGAUGCCUCUUCUCAUUCAUCCGAAGAUUAUAAAGACCGUCAUCGUUCAAGGUCACGAAAGAAAAAAUCAUCUCAGGAAAAGAGUAGUAGAAGGCACUCAAAGCACCAUAAACAUAGAAGGAGAGACUCUCGAAGUCCUAGUAGACAUUCUCGUCACGGUGGUUCAGAAAAAGAACGUAGAGAAGCUAAGAGAGAGAAGCGUAGAUACAGGAACUGAAACAUUUUAUCAUCUGCCCAAUUGAAAUGGAUUUAAGGAACUACUUUAAUUCAUUGCUGAAUAAAUAUCCACGAUGUUCCAGAUAAAUGGUUUGUUUCUACUGGAUCAGUUCAUGCUACUUGCUUUUACUGCUUUGUGCCCAUUUGAGCACUAUGCAGAGAGCUCGUGCUCUUUGGUCAAUCAAUAGGUGCCAAGAGACAGGAUGCUGAAGAUCUCACUAGGAAAAUCCUUCGACUUGCCAAGUGAUCAUCUUCAUUCAGUCUGCUCUGGCUCAUCUCAUCCAUCGAGCUUUUCAUUGUACACAGUUGUAUAAUUGUAGGGUUGGUCUGAAUAUCUGUUUCAUGGUUUAAAGACUUAUUUAAUGGUAAAGCAGGCCACCUAUAUUUCUUUCUGAGGUCUUGGGAAUUGGUUUGUACGUUCUAUGUUGUAUGUGAUUCCUUUUUUACUAUCUGAGCAAGUGGAUUUUUCUAUC
Molecule: messenger RNA, 3709 nt
Organism: Nicotiana tabacum (common tobacco)
Lineage: Eukaryota; Viridiplantae; Streptophyta; Magnoliopsida; Solanales; Solanaceae
Source: RefSeq, a predicted model, not a curated record